AAAGCAAAGCAAAGCAAAUCAUCCGUUUGUGCCUUCCUAUCCAAGCAAUGAACAACCCCAAGCUCAAAGGCUAUGGCUUCAAGCCCUCCGAUCAAAUCCUCAUCGACUAUCUCCGAGACCGAACACUGUUCGGCCGUGAUUACUUGGUCCAAGACAUCAUCGACCUCGGUCACGAUAUUUGCAACUAUGAUCCAUGGGAUCUACCUAGUUGCGAUUCUAUCACACCGAGUGAUUCGGAACGAUUUUUUAUUUACCGAAAACGUAUAAGUAUGCAAACAGUAAGUCCAAGGUGAUCGGUACGCCUACAGGACAAGUACCGAAAGGUGAACAACGGCAGCCGAUGAUAAAUCGAGCUACCAAGAACGGAAAUUGGAAAGUCUCGGGGGAUCCAGUUGAUGUAAAGUCUAGUGAUGAUACUAAACAAGUGAUUGGUAUUAAGACAAGGUUGUAUUUCAGGCACAAUAGCUGCCCAAACAAAACACCAUGGAUGUUAUAUCAGUUCGAACUUGUUGAUAUUGAUCCUUGCAAAGAUAAAUAUUUUCUUGGUAAAGUGAUAAUGAAAGAAUUUAAGCCAACCAAUAUUUCAAGUAACAAUAUAAACGAUCGGAUUUCAAUUCCAGAGGUUCAAGUAGAACUUGGUCCGGAGCCAUUAGUUGAAACGGAAGUAACUAAUGAGUACGAGUGGACUCAAAGUGAACAAAUUAAUGAAUUUAUAACACCCUAUCCAGUUUUCAACAAUGAGAACUUUAUUGAUGACGGGAAUGAAGUGAUCUCCCAUCACCAGUCACAAGUUCAAGUAGAACUCAGUUCAGAGUCAUUAGUUGAAACCGAAGUAACUAAUGAGUAUGGGUUGACUCAAAGUGAACAAACUAAUGAAUUUAUAACUCCCUGUCCGGUUUUCGACAACGAAAACUUUAUUGAUGAUUGGAAUGAAGUGAUCUCCAAUCACCAGUCACAAGUUCAAGUAGAACUCAGUUCAGAGCCAUUAGUUGAAAUCGAAGUAACUAAUGAGUAUAGGUGGACUCAAAGUGAACAAACUAAUGAAUUUAUAACUCCCUGUCCAGUUUUAGACAUAGAUGAUGGGAAUGAAGUGAUCUCCAAUAACCAGUCACAAAUAAAUAUGGAGAUAAUUAGAAGCUUGGAAGUACUAUUAGGUAUUGUGGAUCAAAAUCAAUCAUACCAGAAUAUUGGGAUCGAUAAUGAUCGAACAGUCCCCGAUGAAGGAAGCAAUCAACAUAAUAUAGUUGCAGAGAAUGAAAGCUCAAUCUUGCCUUCUAAUUUACAUAACCAUCUAAUAGAUUUUAUAAAUCAAAUGGAAUGGUCCGACUUAUACAACUUAUGCCGCAGUAUCGGGGUUUUUCUCGACGAGUUGCCUGACGAGCCGCAAGAACUCGGGCCACAAAAUCAAUGCGGUAUUAACCAGCAACUUGCUGCUGGUGCUAAGAUAGACUGCACCAAUUUGCCCCCUUCGGAUGUGGCUGAAUCUUCCUACUCGACGGAUUCAGUCCGUAAAAGAUCAGCCAUGGAGGUUGAAAGAUUGGCCACCGGUGUAGAAACUGAAUUGGCUCAACAACAAGCAAAGAGAAGUAGAUUAUAAAGUUCGAGUUGCUUGUCUCCCGAAUUUGAUUAGUGCUUAUAAGUCGUAAUGUUAGACCCAUCGUCUUAUAAGUUAGUUUUCGAGGUUGGGUUUAUGUUUAUUUGACUUGGAAUCCUAUCUAGGCAUAGGUAUUUAUAUUGAAAAGAUUUUAUGCGUUGCUUGUAUUACAAGUUAAGUUUUGAGGUCGUGUGUUUAAUAUAUGUUUCAACUAUAUAUAUGGACAUCUAUAAUAGCAAGUGCGGCUUGCUUGAUAUGUUUUUUUUA
Molecule: messenger RNA, 1861 nt
Organism: Gossypium raimondii (Peruvian cotton)
Lineage: Eukaryota; Viridiplantae; Streptophyta; Magnoliopsida; Malvales; Malvaceae
Exons: 8
Coding region: 341-1597 (418 amino acids)
Biological process (GO): regulation of DNA-templated transcription
Molecular function (GO): DNA binding
Source: RefSeq, a predicted model, not a curated record